Molecule: messenger RNA, 1093 nt
Organism: Vespula pensylvanica (western yellowjacket)
Lineage: Eukaryota; Metazoa; Arthropoda; Insecta; Hymenoptera; Vespidae
Gene: Gas41
Product: YEATS domain-containing protein 4
Exons: 4
Coding region: 294-977 (227 amino acids)
Biological process (GO): regulation of DNA-templated transcription
Source: RefSeq, a predicted model, not a curated record
AUGGCUCUCUUAGUAGUUGUUCUCAUAGUUUUAAAUAAUUAAUUAACUUUUUAAAUAUUAUUCAUUCAUUUUUUCAGGAACUUGUAAGUGUGUCUAAAAUUGAAGAGUGUAAUUUUGGAAAUAAGUCAAUUAUAUCACUUUCAUGUAAUUUUUUUUAUUUUGAUACAAACUUGAAAACGAUUUACCAAAUAAGAAAAUGACAAUUUUAACAAAUUCAAGAUUUCUUUAAUAAUACAUUAGAUUAAGAAACAGUUAAUUGUUUUUAUAUAAAAUUUUAUAUAUUUACCUUUAUAAUGGCAAGUACUAAUGAAUUUGGGCCGGAUUCUGGUGGUAGAGUUAAGGGUAUUACUAUAGUUAAACCUAUAGUUUAUGGAAAUAUUGCUCGUUACUUUGGGAAAAAAAGAGAGGAAGAUGGUCAUACACAUCAAUGGACUGUGUAUGUAAAACCAUAUCAUAAUGAGGAUAUGUCAACAUAUGUUAAAAAAGUACAUUUUAAGUUACAUGAAAGUUAUAACAAUCCUAAUCGUAUCGUGACAAAACCCCCUUAUGAAUUGACAGAAACAGGUUGGGGAGAAUUUGAGAUAGUCAUUAAAAUAUAUUUUCAUGAUCCAAAUGAACGACCUGUCACUAUAUAUCACAUAUUAAAAUUAUUUCAAUCUACUCCUGAGAUACAGCUUGGAAAGAAGAGUUUAGUAUCAGAAUUUUAUGAAGAAAUAGUUUUUCAAGAUCCUACAGCAUUAAUGCAGCAUUUAUUAAAUACUACUAGACCUAUUACCGUUGGAACUUGGCGUCACAAUACAGAUUUUGAAGUUAAAAAGGAGUCAACAAUGAAGGCACUUAUAGAAGCUCGGACAAAAAUAAGAUUACAAGUAAUAGAACUGAAAGAAAAAUUGACAUUAGCUAAAGAAACUAUAUCUAAAUUUAAAGAAGAAAUAGCUAAGAUUUCCAAGGCAGGUGGAACUUUGUCAGUAACUUGAUGUUUUUACAUGUGUAUUACUGUUAUUGGUUAAGAAUAAAGUUAAGUUAUAGUUAAGAGUGAAAUAUAUAUAAGCAAAUAAAUGAAAAUAAAAAACGUUUGUACAUAUAGUACUAA